CACAUAUCACAUAUUAUUGAUAACUUUCACUAGCAAUCAUUUAUUCACUACUUCCCUGAUCGCUGUUAUUUCACUUUGCACAAUCCAUUAGCUGUGACACGUGCUGGAAUUGGAACAGACGGUGUCACUGUAUGACGGCAUGAUUGGUGUCUGUCUCAUUACCUCUCCGACCGUUUGCGACAGGUGCUAGACAUCGUGCAUAUAAUCCUUUCUAUUUGAACCCGCAAGCCUGAAAGGCUCUUGAUAGGCGAUUAACAGUUAUAGAGAGCUCACCUAAGAGUCCUGUCUAGCUAAUUCGGAACUUCAUCGACGCAAAGAUGCCACAACUCAAACCGCUAGCAGGCGAGUCCACCGCUGGUCAGGCUCCCUCCCAUCCACCUCCUGCUCCAAACCGUCCCGCAUUCCCCCACGACCCCGACACCUUCCUCUCCGACCCUCGGGUCUCCUACAGUAAACUCGACGGCAAAUACGUGCUGGAAGAGCCCUCAGACGACACCGAAUGGGAAUGGAACGAGUCCCUCGAUCGCUGGAUGCCUGUCGUCGACGAGGAGGAACUGGCACGGCAGUCGGAAGUGUACCGCGUGCAAGGAAUCAACGAGGAAGAGGCGGUGGAUGCGCGGACGCUGCGGGAGAAGCGGAAAAAGCGGAUGGCGGAAGGCGAUGGCGGCGGGGGCUCGAAGAAGCGGAAGGGUGACGUUGCGAACCCGCCGGGCCAGGAGAACAAGCCGAAGAACAAAGCCGUUUACGUCACGAACUUGCCCCCGGAUAUCACGGUGGAGGAACUGAGUGAGGUGUUCUCGCGGUACGGGGUCAUCGCGGAGGAGCUGGAUAGCAAAAACCUGCGGAUCAAGAUCUACACCGAUGAGCAGGACAUGCCCAAGGGUGACGCGCUAGUUGUGUACUUCCGCCCGGAAAGCGUCCGCCUCGCCGUGCAGAUGCUCGACGACUCGGAGCUGCGGCCCGGCGACGGGCGGGGGAACAUCCGCGUCAAGGAGGCGGACUGGAGCUACAAGAAGAGUGUGGAGGAGAACGCGGGCAAGACGGAGGAGCAGCUGCAGGCGGAGCGCAAACAGCGGAGUGAGAAGGAGAAGAAGAAGGCACAGAAGAAGCGGGAGAAGAUGAUUAGCAAACUUGCAGAUUGGUCCGAUGAUGAAGAGUUGGUGGCGCCAAAUCAAACGACGUCGAAAACCAGUAAGACCGUGGUGCUGAAGCACAUGUUCACCCUGGACGAACUCGAGGAGGAUCCAGCGGCCAUCCUCGAUAUCAAAGAGGACAUCCGCGACGAAUGCUCUAAACUCGGGAAUAUCACCAACGUCGUCCUCUUCGACAAGGAGCCCGAGGGCAUUGCUACGAUUCGAUACACAGACACCGAGUCGGCCGAAGCAUGCGUCAAGGUCAUGCAUGGCCGCCACUUUGGAGGCCGGCAGGUCAUCGCAUAUAUUGCACAGGGCAAUGAGAAGUUUCAUAAGACCCCCAACCGGGGGCUGGGCUUCGAUGAUGAGGAUGAAGAGGAGCGGCUGGAAGAGUUCGGGGAAUGGCUGGAGAAGGAGAGAGGGAAGUAGAUGGCCAUUCAGGCAUGGAACUUCCCUCUCGGCCUUGGGUUUCGAUGGGUUAACACAGCAUAGCGAUGCCGGCAAUGGUUAUGAAAGGUAAUCAGUGAAACGACCUUAGAUUCGAUAAUAUAUUCAAACUUCAAUCCCCU
Eremomyces bilateralis CBS 781.70 is the source of this 1702-nucleotide messenger RNA. RefSeq lists its product as uncharacterized. Gene Ontology annotation, cellular component: U2 snRNP; U2-type spliceosomal complex. Gene Ontology annotation, biological process: mRNA splicing, via spliceosome. The transcript has 4 exons. Gene Ontology annotation, molecular function: RNA binding. The record is from RefSeq and is a predicted model, not a curated record. Lineage: Eukaryota; Fungi; Ascomycota; Dothideomycetes; Eremomycetales; Eremomycetaceae. Bases 318 to 1562 code for a protein of 414 amino acids.